AGUUAUCACAAUAUCCUGCUGAUCUUCAUGCAAUGUAUUUACCAAACAUUGUUUAGCAGCUGGUAGUUAACAAUCUGCAGUCUUAAACAUCACCAUAACAAAUAUAACUAGAUUCUAUUCGACUGAGGCUGUUACUUAAGAUGGGGGACCGUGAUAUCCCGACCGUACCUGUAACAACUUUAGCUGGUUUAACCAGCACUUCUGAUUUGCUUAGCGAGUUACCAGUGUCAGAUUCGCUUCGGAGUGCAUCGUCCUUAAACAAGUCUCUACUCUUCCACGCUUUGGUGGCUAACGAAUCGAAUAAUUUACUUUCUGUCCGUGAUGAAAAUCUCGUUCGACAAUUGGUUACUGCCAUUGAAAGAACUAACUCUGACAAUAUAGAGUUAAAAUCACAUUACUUAAUGAAAGAACAAGAAGCUCACAUUGAUUCUUGUCCAGAGUUACUUCAGGGAAUUUAUAAUUUUCGACCAGCGGUAUUUAACACUUCAUUAAAGAUAAACUCUCCUGACCAACAUACUAGCAAUUCCUAUCUAUCACCAGAAUGUAAUACAUCCAAGAUGUCAAAUUUAAACGAAGGUCUAUUGCAGAAGCAAUGUCGUCAGACAUGCAUUAACCAGUUUACCAGUAAGACUACAGGAGAAAUUUCAGAAGAAUUUUUACAAUUAAAUAUGAGGGGAAAGUCAACAGAAAACAAUAAUAUAAAAAACAUUAAAAACGCAGAUCGAAAUCAGAAUAAAAUUUUGACACCAAAUCGUCAAGUUAAAAAUUCUAAUCCAUCAGAAAAAACAGCACAGCAGCCCUUAAUACAAGAACAGUAUUUAAGUAACCCACAAGAACUCAAUUUCAAUUCACAAUAUGAUUUUAAUCAAGCAUCAACAGACGUUCGUCAAUGCGUUCAAAGUAUUUCUGAUAUUUUUCCACGAGCCUUAGAGUCGCCAAAUUUUAGUUUAGAAUCUGUAAAUAUUCCAAAUAUUUUGUAUUUACAAAGCCAACCUAUGACUGAAACUGAAACCACUCAAAUACAAAACUCUCCACUAGAAUAUAUUACAAAAAAAGAGCAAAAGGAAGUGCUGGAAUUGCCAGGAAGUACAAAGUCACUUAUAUUUAAAAAAGAUAGUCUUGCAUAUUGUUCUGAGCAUCAACAAAACCAUAUUGCAUCAACAACUACAUCAACAUCUACUUCCUCAAGUGGCAAAUCCCAAGUUCGGGUAUGUAUAAAUCGUCUUAAUAUUAAAGAUACUCGCCUUAUGCAACAAAGUAUUAAAAAGUUUGUACAAAAGUCACCGGCAUUGGCUAGAAGUAUGGGGUUACUACAAGAAUCGUCUCAGCUACAACACGAAAACAUGAGUGCGGUUACGGAGGUAUCAGUAAAAGAGAGUGGUGCCGUCAGUACAACUAAUAAAAUCAACAUUCCAAUUGACACAUUUUCUACUAUAAAAGCAGAUGAAAAACGAUUUUCUGCAAAACGAAAACUUGCCAUAUCAAUUGGUGACAUUCCCCCGGAACAAAUAUUCUCUAAGCCUAAAGUGCGACGGGUUGAAAGAAUAACUCCCAUAUCGAGCACAAAAUGUUUGAAAGAUGAAAUCACUCGGUCGCAAACAUAUCAACAAUUUAUGCGUAAUAUGGAUCAAAUAAUUGAAAAUUUAGACGAUAGUGAAUCUCCCAACUUCGACUCAGAAGACGUCGACGAAAGUAUUGAGUGCAUUUCACCAAAACUUCUUAACACAAUGAGUACUGAUGUUGCCAAGUUAAAAGCUAAGCAUGGUUUAGACUCUAUACCGAAAAAUAAAUUAACCCUUCUUAUAAAUUAUGCAAUGCGAAACGUUUAUUUAGCCAGGAACUAUUUUGCUGGACCGGAGGACGAAGAGGAAAUUGUAGAUGAUGAAGUUAUUGAGAAAAUACUCAACGCCAUGGAUGCCUGCUUGCUUAUAUGUAACAUUUAUUCUACAGUUAGCGACUUAAAAUUUUUGCAAGAGGAUAAUAUAUCACACAUCAUAAAAUUUACACAAUUUCAACUACGUGAAACAAUAUUUCCUCUCAAUGACCCGGUUUACACUGUGAAAAGUAUGAAAAAAACCAAUAACCGUAAAAAAAUUAAGUCACAUCAAGCUCACAACAGAAGUCUUCAACUAUUUUACUCAAAAACUGUAGAGCUUUUAAAGGUGUUUGUAGCACUUUUUGACAAAUGUGUCUUUGUUGAUACAAUAGUUCUACCAUUGUCAACGUUGGCUAUUGAGCCAUUUUUCGUUGACAACAUUGAAACGCUGCAAUUUGUAUGCUUGGAACUCGUAACUACAAUAUUUCGAAAGGACAGAUACGAUAAAAUUAGAAACAGUAUCCUAGGAGACAUUUUGACAUCAAUUGAUCGCUUACCUUCAUCAAAAAAAAAUCUUCGCCCAUAUAAACUUACAAAUAAUGGAGGAAAUAUUCAAAUGGUUACAGCACUUGUUCUACAACUUAUUCAGUGUGCUACAAUUUUACCAGACUCACUUUGUGAUAACGGAAAAUUAAGUAAUAAGUCUCAAGAGAGUGUUGUUAUUGACGAAAAUACUACAGGCGGAGAUAAAAAACCUGUAAAACCAAAUCAGGAUAUAUUGGUUUUACAAAAGUAUGAUGUAGCUGUCAGUAUUGGUGGAAAUUUCUUAACAACUUUUUUAAACAAAUGCAAGUCACGGUCCAAUGAAACUGAUUUUCGACCUCUUUUUGAAAAUUUUAUUCAUGAUCUACUGGCCACCGUUAACAAGCCUGAAUGGCCCGCAUCUGAAUUGUUACUUUCUCUUUUGGGAACAAUGCUGGUCCGAUAUGUGUCUGAUAAAGGUAUAGAACAAAGUAUUCGCUUAGUUUCAUUGGAUUACCUUGGCAUAGUAGCUGCACGAUUGCGCAAGGACACUGUUGAAUCUCGAUGUAAGGUUAACAUAAUUGAUUCAAUGAUAAUGUCCAUAAAAGUAGAACAAGAAAAGGAGGGCGACUUUACAGAGAACAGUGAUCAAUUUGAAUUCCAUCCCGAGGAGCGGAGAACAGAGUUUCUACAAAAAAUACUUCUCGAUUUUCUAGCUGUAAACGCUCAAGAAGAAAAUUUAAUCUGGGACUAUGCUCGUCAUUUUUAUUUGGCACAGUGGUAUCGGGAUGUAAUUUAUCAAAGACGUCAAAUAAAGGAUGGUAAAAAAGGUUUGGCUGUGAGGAAGUCUAAAAGUCGAACUAAGCACAGGACUGAUGGUGAAUAUUUAGAUACUUCAGAUUCUGGAUCGUGUGAAGAAAUUGAUACUGAAGAUAUAAAAAAAAUUGGAAAUCCCUACAUUGACAAUACUGAUUUUGAGCUAAAUAUUGAAGUAUUUAAUGCUUUAGAGGCAAGAAAGCAAUAUUUAAUUAACAAAAUUAAGCCAUUUUCCGUUUCUGGCGAGCAAAACCACUCAUCCAAUCAGCACAUAAAAACAUACAUAGAUUAUAAUAAUGCACAGCUCAUAGCGCAGUACCUAGCUACUAAACGGCCUUUCAGUCAAUCAUUCGAUGGAUGCUUAAAAAAAAUUAUUUUAGUCGUUAAUGAACCCUCAAUAGCAGUACGGACUCGCGCAAUGAAAUGCCUUGCAAACAUUGUGGAAGUUGACCCGUUGGUACUGAAACGGAAAGACAUGCAAAUGGGAGUAAAUCAGAAAUUCCUAGAUACAGCUAUUUCAGUACGAGAAGCUGCGGUCGAUUUGGUGGGAAAGUUUGUUCUCAGCAAUCAAGAAUUAAUCGAUCAGUAUUACGAUAUGCUGUCUACUCGAAUUUUGGACACUGGAGUUUCCGUUCGAAAAAGAGUGAUUAAAAUUUUACGUGAUAUUUGUAUAGAAUAUCCGAAUUUUGCAAAAAUUCCUGAAAUUUGUGUUAAAAUGAUACGACGUGUAAAUGACGAAGACGGCAUACAAAAACUGGUUACUGAAGUUUUUAUGAAAAUGUGGUUCACACCAUGUAUAAAAAAUGACAAACUCGGCAUACAAAGGAAGAUUAAUCAAAUAAUUGACGUGGUAAAUACUGCACAUGAUACUGGAACCACUUGGCUAGAAGGUCUUCUUAUGAGUAUUUUCAAACCAAGAGAUAAUAUGUUAAAGUCUGAUGGAUGCGUACAAGAACCUAUCAAAAAAAAUACGGAGCCCCCACUGGAUAUUGUGAUAGCUUGUCAACAAUUAGCUGACGGAUUAGUUGACAGACUAAUUGAACUAGAGGACACAGAUAAUGCUCGAAUGUUGGGUUGUAUUACUACACUUCAUUUGCUAGCUAAAGUGCGGCCUCAACUGCUGGUUAGGCAUGCCAUGACAAUAGAGCCAUAUCUUAAUAUAAAAUGUCAUUCUGCCACAGCUGCGAAAUUUAUAUGUGCUGUUGCGGAUAUUCUUGAAAAAGUAGUUCCGCUGGUUAACAAUGCAAGUGAAUCUUUUUUGGCAACAUUGGAAGAGCAUUUAAUGUUAUUGGUUGUUUCACGGAACCAAGCCGAAGUCACUAGUUGUGUAUCUUGCCUAGGAACACUUGUGAAUAAGAUCACACAUAACUUCAAACUCAUCCGCGACUGUUUUCAAAAGUUUUAUCGAGUUCUUGAUGUUUCUCGAAAUCGUGUUGUACAAAGAAACUACAGUGUAGAUAAUAUUUACACUCCCAGCUUUCGGAGAAGUCUGUUUACGAUCGGAAUACUAAUGCGCUACUUUGACUUUAAGUCUCCUAUUGCGUUGGGAGAGACAAAUGGUGGACUUCCUCUCUCGAUAUGUGAUGAUGUAUUCGAUUGCUUGAUGUUCUUCUCCACUUGCGCCAACCAAGAAAUUAGAAAGCAAGCACUUAUUUCGCUUGGAUCCUUCUGUGUUUUAAACGAUGACUAUCUUACUAGAUCCGAGCUAAAAAGUUUGUAUUGUGAUAUACUAAGUUCAAUCGCAAACGAUGCCGGUUUUAAAAUAAUCUGCAUGCGUAAUAUUUGGAUUUAUUUAACGGAAUCUGAAAUGUUUAUGCAUAAUAAGGAAAAAGAAUGGGAAAAGCAAUCAAAGCACGAAGAUCUUAAGGAAAUGAACGACGUUUCCUCCGGCAUGGCAAGUCGGAUAAUUCAGCUUUACCUGGAAGAAAUUCUUCAAUGUUUCCUAAAUCGUGACAACACAGUACGUUUAUGGGCUGUUAAAGUAAUACAGAUUGUUCUUCGUCAAGGAUUGGUUCAUCCUGUUCGAAUGGUUCCGUACUUAAUAUGCCUAAGCACUGAUCCAAAGGUAGAGUCCGCCCAUAGAGCCGAUGCCCUAUUAAAAGAUAUCGAUAAAACAUAUUCUGGAUUUGUUAAUAUGAAAGUUCAAUUUGGACUACAUCUUUGCUUUAAGUUACAAAAAGUAUUACAAAUAAGCAACACGGGAAAACUUGAAGUAAUUAGAGGUUUUGCGAGUCGCGGACCGGAUAAUGUAGCAACUGCUUUAAAUGACUUCCUUUAUUCACUACUUCGUACAACUAAGCCACAGAGGCGUGCAUUGGUACAAACGGUUACCAAACAGUUUGAUGAUCAGAAAACAUCAUUACAACAACUGUUGUACAUUGCCGAUAAUCUGGCUUACUUCCCAUAUGUAGUUCAAGAUGAGCCUCUAUAUUUGAUACAUCAAAUAGAUUUACUUAUAUCAAUGGCAGGGACACAUUUACUCGCAUCUUUUAAGGAACAUUUGAAACCAUGUGACAAAGAACGAGAUGUAUUAGAAGAUGAUGAUGAUGUUGAAGACCCACAAGUUUUGUUCAAUCGAUUGCCCGAAGAUAUGACGGAAAUAAAAAAAUGUAUAACAUCUGCCCAAGCAUGUAUGCUGCUUUUAGUACUAAAAGAUCAUUUAAAGGAUAUGUAUGGGAUUACUGAUAGUAAAAUUUCAAGAUAUUCGCCAUCCGAACAAAAAUUAUAUGAAAAAGCAGUGACACGUAGAAGUGUUACUGACUUUAACCCGAAAACAACUAUUGAUGUGAUCAAGAAACAGAUGUCACAACAAAUAUUGAGCGCGGACAUCAACUUUCCAUUUACCAACGAGGAGAAAUUGGACCUUGUUGUAAAGUACCUAGAUUUUAAGCUACUUAUGUUAAAACUGGAUCCAGAAGAUGGAGACUCGGAUGCUGAAGAAUCCCGGAAUAAAUCAAUUUUAAAUCCCUCUUCUACUUCUGAUGGUAUAAGUUACCCCAACUUAACAAAAAAUGCACACCUCGCCAGUGAUGGAUACACUGAUGUGCUCGAUGUACCAAUUUCUCAAAUUGUAAAGACGUCCGUUUCACCUUCAAAGGCAAUUGUCCGGAAACAAAAUCAAGUGCAAAGUAAAAAGAAACGGAGAAAAGUGGAAUCAUCGGAUGAUGAAAACAGUGGGGCGGAGAAUGCAUGAGAUAAAUAUUAUAAAUUGGCUUACUUAAUAUAUGAAGUAUAAAAAAAGUCUAAUCUAAACUCUAAAAAUAUUACAUGUAUUUUAAAAAACAUGUUAAAUAUUUUUACUGCAAGCAUGAACUUAUUGUUUAAGAGAAAAAAUAAAUAUGUUAGUCUGUAAUUACUUCAGUUAAGCUAUUUUCCAUUAUAUUGAGGAAUCCCGGAAACACACUUUCUAUAGACUAUGUUUUUUUAUCAUGCUACGGUAACAAAACAUUUUUUUAUAGAAAAAUAAAUACCUUAUAUUUUGAUUUCAAUUAACACACACUUAACAAAAAUUGAUUUAGAAUAAUACCCGUACUUGUGUAUUUAGCUAAUCAAAUUGUAAUAAAUGUAAACAUUUUAUAAAUAUAUUAUUUGAAAGCGCUGUUGUUACUUAAUCCAAAGUUGCUGAAACUAAA
Messenger RNA from Drosophila subpulchrella, 6786 nucleotides. It is a transcript of the gene Nipped-B, whose product is annotated as nipped-B protein. Gene Ontology annotation, biological process: establishment of mitotic sister chromatid cohesion; regulation of gene expression; establishment of protein localization to chromatin. Gene Ontology annotation, cellular component: Scc2-Scc4 cohesin loading complex. The transcript is spliced from 23 exons. Lineage: Eukaryota; Metazoa; Arthropoda; Insecta; Diptera; Drosophilidae. The record is from RefSeq and is a predicted model, not a curated record. Bases 141 to 6347 code for a protein of 2068 amino acids. Gene Ontology annotation, molecular function: chromatin binding.